AUGCUUGUCGACGAUUAUGAUCAAUACCCUGCCGAAAAGACCGAUGUCGUCGUCGUUUCCCGGUCGGGAUCCGACGAGCCUGAGUCCGCACCGACCGCAGACGACCACGCGGCGAUGAUGGCAAAGGUCCUCCCCCACAACCCGGACCUCGAAACCCUAGACGAGGUCUACAACUCAUGGCACUUGUCAGAAUGGCGGAAGAUGGAUCGCAAGUCACACGGACCUAUCUUCCGAUGCGGUGGCUCCCCCUGGCGCAUCCUCUUUUUCCCCUACGGCAACCAAACCGAAUACGCCUCAUUUUACCUCGAACAUGCGUGGGAGGAUGGACCUCCGGAGAACUGGUACGCUUGUGUGCAGUUCGGGCUGGUGUUGUCAAAUGUGAACGAUCCUUCCAUUUAUACACACCACGUUGCGACACACCGCUUCACUGCCGAGGAAGGGGACUGGGGUUUCACUCGAUUCGCCGACCUCAAAGGUCUGUUUAGCCAUGCGUGGGAGGGAAAAUCAGUCCCGUUGGUGCAAGAUGAUGAGGCAAUUGUCACGGCCUAUGUCCGCGUGGUGAAAGAUCCCACGGGAGUCUUGUGGCACAGUUUCCAAAAUUAUGACUCGAAGAAGGAGACUGGAAUGGUGGGAUUGAGAAACCAGGGAGCUACAUGCUACUUGAACUCACUUUUGCAGUCGCUUUAUUUCACAAAUGCUUUCCGCAAGGCUGUGUACCAAAUACCGACUCAUGAGGAAGCUUCGCGUGAGAACAGCGCGUGGGCCCUCCAGAGACUAUUCUACAACCUGCAGACCAACGACGUUGCUGUUUCCACAACCGAGCUCACGGCAUCUUUUGGCUGGCAAUCCAGUCAGAUCUUUGAACAGCAAGAUGUACAGGAGCUCUCACGAAAGCUCAUGGAAAGAUUGGAGCACAAGAUGAAGGGUACUGUUGCAGAAAAAGUUCUACCUGAUCUGUUCGUCGGAAAAACAAAGACAUAUAUUUCUUGCAUCAAUGUCGAUUACGAGUCUUCUCGUGUGGAAGACUUCUGGGAUAUUCAACUCAAUGUUCGAGGCAACAAGAGCUUAGACGACAGCUUCAGGGAUUACAUUCAGGUUGAGACGCUGGAGGGGGAGAACAAGUACGAAGCUGGGCAACCAUACGGUUUGCAAGACGCCAAGAAGGGCGUCAUUUUCGAGAGCUUCCCUCCCGUUCUGCAUCUUCACCUCAAACGUUUCGAGUACGACCUCAACCUCGACAUGAUGGCUAAGGUCAAUGAUUAUCACUCAUUCCCUAUGGAGUUCGAUGCGGCUCCUUAUCUUUCUGAGAGCGCCGACAAGUCAGAGUCCUGGGUUUACCAAUUGCACGGCGUUCUCGUCCACAGCGGUAACCUCGAUGCUGGGCAUUACUAUGCCUUCCUCAAGCCCACUAAGGAUGGGCACUGGUACCGCUUUGAUGAUGACCGAGUCAACCGAGCUACCGACAAAGAAGUCCUGGAUGAGAACUACGGAGACUCCCAGCAGCGAACGAACGGCACUGGAGGACGAUCUGCUAUCCGCACAAACAACGCCUAUAUGCUGGUUUACAUCCGGAAGACGAGACAGGAUAGUGUAUUAUUACCGGUCGCAAAGGAUGAUGUGCCCUCUCACAUUGAGAAGCGUAUGAAUGAGGACCGGGCGGAGAUGUUGCGUCGGAAGAAAGAGAGAGAAGAAGCUCACCUUUACAUGAAUGUCGGCGUCCUUAACGAGGAUUCGUUCCGAAGCCACCAUGGCUUCGAUCUGACUAGCAACGACCUACCCGCGGACGAUCCGGCCCUUCCUACGCAAUACAAGAUUCUUCGGGCGAAGAAGGUCAGCGAAUUUGCACAGGAAAUCGCCGAAGAGCGAGGUCUCAAACCAGAAGCCAUUCGCUUCUGGGCCAUGGUCAACCGUCAGAACAAGACAACCCGACCCGAUCAGGUGAUCCGUGAUCAGGAAAUGACUCUUGAGGAGGCGUACAACAAAUGUGGCACUAAAGGCCAGUUGUUCCGCUUGUGGGUGGAAGUGGCACCGACCGGCGAGGACGGACAACCUACCCCGUGGCCCGAUAAUGACUCGAUUCUCAUUUUCCUCAAAAACUUCGACAUUACCGCCCAGACCUUGACUGGUGUUUGCUCUGUCUACGUUCAGAAGACCCAGAAGGUGAGCGAGCUGGCCCCGACAAUUCUUUCCAAGAUGAAUUGGCCUGCCGGUACAGAGUUCAUGCUCUUUGAAGAGAUCAAACAUACCAUGAUCGACGUCAUGAAACCUAAGCAGACUUUCCAGCAAUCUGAAAUUCAGGAUGGCGACAUCAUUACCUUCCAGCGCGCAAUCAAAGAGUCCGAACUGCCACCAUCAGCACUGUACACAGACGCUCGGCAAUUCUACGAUUAUCUUUUGAACCGCAUGGAAGUUCAAUUCGCCCCGAUCAAGACCAAUGAGGGGGAGACUUUCUACUUGACUCUCAGCCGCAAGAUGACCUAUGACCAGUUCGCCAAGAAGGUUGGUGAGCAUCUUCAGGUGGACGAGACUCAUCUUCGAUUCGCGCCCGUGAUGGCCAGUACUGGCAAGGCCAAGCCUUUCCUGAAGCGAAACGUCAAUCAGAACCUCUCGCAAAUCCUUAAUGGUCAAUAUGGUGCCUACGGGUACACCAUGCACCGGGCAGACGCUUUGUACUACGAGAUACUGGACAUGAGUUUGAGUGACUAUGAGAGUAAGAAGUGCUUUAAAGUCACAUGGCUCCCUGAUGGAAUCACCAAAGAGGAAAUUGUUGAGGUCUUAGUUUCCCGUAGUGGCAACGUGGCAGAUCUUCUGGCUGCGUUGCAGCAGAAGCUGGAACUGGGCGAUGAGCCGAUCCGGGUUGCCGAAACACACAGCGGAAAGGUCUAUAAAGAGCUCCGGGAAGAACAAAACGUGGUUGCCAUUAACGAGUACGCCACACUCUACGCCGAAAAGAUCCCAUCGGAAGAAUUGAAUUUGGACACCGAGGAUCGCGUGAUUAGCGUGUUCAGUUUCGAUCGCGAACCCAACCGGACUCACGGAAUCCCCUUCAAGUUCGUUGUGAAGCCUGGAGAACUUUUCGCGGAGACAAAGAAACGGCUUUCUGCUCGCACACAGAUCAAGGGCAAGAACUUCGAGAAGAUCAAGUUCGCCGUGGUCCCCCGGACAUCUUUCUCUAACGCAAAGUAUCUCGAAGAUGGUGAUAUCUUGUCAGAUGUAGCGGGUGCUGAUGACUUCCUGGGUCUUGACCAUCCCAACAAGAGCCGAAGCUUCUGGGGCAAGAGUGAUGGAUUCUCCAUUCGUUAA
Penicillium egyptiacum is the source of this 3303-nucleotide messenger RNA. Lineage: Eukaryota; Fungi; Ascomycota; Eurotiomycetes; Eurotiales; Aspergillaceae. The record is from the annotation of a GenBank genome assembly.